Messenger RNA from Arachis stenosperma, 911 nucleotides. RefSeq lists its product as uncharacterized. The coding region runs from base 405 to 605 and encodes 66 amino acids. The transcript has 3 exons. NCBI's taxonomy places the organism in Eukaryota, Viridiplantae, Streptophyta, Magnoliopsida, Fabales, Fabaceae. The record is from RefSeq and is a predicted model, not a curated record.
UGUUCAAUACAUGAAACGACGUUGUCGUUUGGAGCAGCCGCAUUGCGCCCUCCCCGCAACCUUGAACAUUACAGACCUUAUAUCUAGGUCCGAGGUACAAGGCAAGGAACACAGCGGGGCGAGCAUUAGAUUCGUCGUUGCACUGUCCUCUUUCCUCUUCAGAUUUCCCUCAAAGUUUUCAUCUUUUACGUGGAUCCACCUCCAUUUCACUUUCAGUUGUGUCCAAAUCUUGCAAGACAAUCAUAUCUGAAAUUGUGAUCUAUGGAGAUGCAUUGAUUGCAAUGCUUAGUGCAGAAGUAGGUUAAUUGAAAAAAUGUAUCUGCUCUGGUGGUGUUGUAGAGAUUUUUUCCUCAAGUCAAUAUAGCAAGGAUAAAGCUCAAUAAAUCGAUGGAAUUGGGUAGAAUAUGGCAAUAAAACCAACAGUUGCAUUGAGGGCUAUACUUGUUGGAGGGGUUGCAGCAUUCGCUAAAAUAGCCGGCGCAAUGAAGGCUGCAGGUGGUGUAAAAAUGGGCGCAGCUGCGGCUGCAAUGACAGCAGCAGCAACCGCAGCUGUGGCAGGAUCAAAACAAGAACAAAAAGAUGCUCCUCAACAGUCUCCAAAAUAAUGUAUCUUUAUCUGUUUCUGGAUUUCUUUAUGUAGAUUAGUUGAAUCUUCCCCGAGUUUUAUGGGAACAAAGAGAGCCAUUUGCAGAUUGUGAUAUUGACAGAUGGUGAAUAUAAUAACCACUUCAAAUGUUCUGUUAGAUAUGGAAUCAUGAAGUCUUAGAUGAAGCUGUACACUCAGCUGAGUAGUGUGUUUUAGAUGUUGUAAAUUUUGUUUUGCAAAAUGAUGACUUUGCAGUGAAUUUAUUUUCUUUUCAACUUUCCUGUGCCAGUUUAUGUUUGUAUUUUUAUAUAAAUUUUAUUUCCUA